GACAUUCCAAGCUGAAAUAUAUUGGAUUAACCUCAAUCAUGAAGUGAAGGAUCUGAUGUCUGGAUUUGUAUUACUUGACCAUAUCCUUCUGUUUCCUCUUCUCAUCCAAGAUAUUAACCCAUCACGAAACGUCACAAAUACAGUGCUGAGGGGUCAUGCAUUUUAUUCACGCAGUACAUAUAGGACCUCUAUCGCUGUUUCAUCAUUCAAAUCGUCUGUUCGCAACCUUCAUUUUUUGCAACUCCAUCACAAAUGUUCUUCAGUCAGCUGGAUCUGUGAACUGAUUUAAUGAACUAAAAUUUGACGAUUGUUUGUUCUAGCAGUCUAGGAGAGCAAGAUGCCUCUCAUUCGGGGUUUACCGCAAUAUAGACGGGCAGUAGGUUUUCUGGCAUUUCCUGCUCUGUUGUUCUAUAUGCUUGCUGCAAUUGCAGCCCUUCCAGGGGUACCGGGAAUAUUCAUAGAAAAUAUACAAACGGACCUAGGGACCGGCAGUCUCGAAAUCAGAGUUGGAUACUUUGGUACAUGUCUUCGACGGACUGGCUCUGACGCUGAUAUAAAAUUACAAUGCACCACUACCCAUAAGGGAUUCAGUGAUAUGCUCAUCGAAAGUUCCAAUAGCACAUCAAAUGCCACCGAGAAACUUCUCGUUUUCGCAUCAGGGAUGCAACGGGAUGUCUUUGUUGGAUCCCCCUCUUUUUUCCCUGGAGCUGGGCUCCUAUUCCUAAUUAGCGUUUUGCUUCUCAUACCCCUCGAGAUAACCACUCGACCACCCGCAAGACUCAAGCCCAAAACCGUUCUCUUCCUAAAUCAUGCCAUCAUAAUGCUUUUUUGGUUCACUGCAGCAUGGUCUUUCGCAGGUGCAUUAUCGAUCGUGGAAGUUGUCAGAUCGCAGCAAGAACUAUUAACUUUGGAUGGGAGUAACAAUAUCACUGUUAAGGUUGGCGUGGCAGUGCAAUUUCUGCAAUGGACGGCUUUCAUCUUCACUUUCGUCUUUGCGAGCGGAGUCACGACUUUGAAAAUGACGCAUGAGCCGAGACUCCUUAAUCCUGAUGAGAUGGCGGCGAAAGCUGGUCCGUUGGGUGGACAAGUGCAGUGGCGUGAAUCCGUUUGAUAGAGAGCCGCGUAGUUAGGCUAUGGCUUUACUCUGAUGCCAGCUAUAUGGUUCGCUGAUCAAAUGCAUGCAAGCAAUUUGUUUGGAAAAGUUUAGUUGUGGCUACUUCAUCUGAACUUUCAAUAUUUUAUAGAAGGAUAAUGAAGCUACUGGAAGCUUUAUGCCAACACGAACCUUGAUUCUUCUCGCAACUUGCUUGCAAAGGCUUGAGGUCUCGCAUCUGACAAACAGCCCAGUUCAUACUGUGUAAAUCUCUGCUGGUAACCAAGACAGUAUCAUUUAACCUACUCAAAUACGUUAAUUCAGUCAUAAUUCUUGCGGUAGAAGAAUCUCAGAAAUGGCCUCGGAUUUACGGUUGGGAUCGAGAUACUUCAAGUUGGACAUGAUUGAAAGAGUUGAUGGGAGAAAGAAGCACCAUCUUAUGUCACAAUCUGGGAGGGCAAGAAUCCAUGUUAAGGAAUGGGAUUUGAAAGUUCGACUUGCAUGUUGGGAAUAGUAGGGUCCUGAAAGAUUGCCAUAGUGGUGCAGAGAUUAUAUUUAUUUCUGAUGGUACGUGUGUAUUAUGCUAUCGGUGGCAUCUCUUGCCCACUUGUAGUUCUCGGUCUGUCAGGAAUAUAUGAAGAAUUUUGAAAUAUUUCUAUGGAACCAAGGAAAUUAAAUUCAAUUCA
Botrytis cinerea B05.10 is the source of this 1779-nucleotide messenger RNA. RefSeq lists its product as hypothetical. The transcript has 4 exons. Bases 338 to 1111 code for a protein of 257 amino acids. Lineage: Eukaryota; Fungi; Ascomycota; Leotiomycetes; Helotiales; Sclerotiniaceae. Gene Ontology annotation, cellular component: mating projection tip; membrane. The record is from RefSeq and is a predicted model, not a curated record. Gene Ontology annotation, biological process: conjugation with cellular fusion.